Messenger RNA from Dermatophagoides farinae (American house dust mite), 2615 nucleotides. RefSeq names its product transferrin 2 (gene Tsf2). Gene Ontology annotation, cellular component: recycling endosome; plasma membrane; early endosome. NCBI's taxonomy places the organism in Eukaryota, Metazoa, Arthropoda, Arachnida, Sarcoptiformes, Pyroglyphidae. The record is from RefSeq and is a predicted model, not a curated record. Gene Ontology annotation, biological process: iron ion transport.
ACAGGGUUUUACCUGAACAUAAAAAUGAAAAACCAAAAAGAAUCAAGUUUCAUUGGCCUGCAGGUACACUGCUAUAACAACAGAUUUUUCAGAUUUAUUUGUGAGUCAUAAACAAAAAAAACAAAAAUUAGUUUUUUCCAUUUUUUCCACUUCAGAUUAUGGUUUUUUAAUAUUUAAAAAAAAUGUCGACUAUGUCGCCAAAAUAUUUGAAUCAAAUCAUCUAUUUCCUAUUACAUUUAAUCAUUCAAACAGCAUCUACACAGAAACAAACAUUAAAAUAUUGUACAAUCAAUAAUAAUGAAUUGAAUAAAUGUCGUGAUUGGUCACGUGCUGUCGAUGAUAAUUAUCGAUUUCAAUUCCGUCUAGAAUGUAUUGAAGCUGAUAAUAAAGAUCAUUGUAUGCAAUUGAUUGAAACACAGCGAGCACAUUUGGUUAGUGCUGAACCUGGUGAAAUUUAUAUUGCUGGACGAUAUCAUAGUUUAGUACCGAUUGUUUAUGAACAAUAUGGUCCAACAAAUCAAACCGGAUAUUAUGCCGUUGCUGUUGUCAAAGCUAAUUCCUAUACAUACAUUCAACAGCCAAAAGAUUUACGAAAUAAAAAUGCCUGUUUCAGUGGUGUUGGACAAUUGGCCGGUUGGAUAUUGCCCAUUAUAAAAUUAUUAGAAAUGGAUCUCAUCGAUACAAUUGAUUGUAAUAAUAUCAUACAAAAUGCUGCCAAUUUUUUCAAUGAAAGUUGUGCACCAAAUGCUUUAAUUGAUAAAAAUAAUCCAAUCGGUACGAAUCCACAGAAAAUUUGUUUACUUUGUGAAUCGAAAAAAUGUUCUGGAAAUGAUUUCUAUGCCAAUUUUGAAGGUGCCUUGAAUUGUCUCCGCAACAAAGGUGAUGUUGCAUUCGUAAAACAUACAGUGGUUGAUCAAUUAUCACGAAUUCAUCGUAUUCGUCGACAAGAUUAUCAGCUACUUUGUCCAAAUGGUGAUCGUACUUCAGUGGAAAAUUAUCUUAAUUGUAAUUGGGGCUAUGUACCACCACAUGCUAUUCUUGUAUCAUCGGUUAUAUUACCCGAAAUUAGGGAUAAAAUUCAACAAUUUCUAUUGGAUUCAUCAAGAAUUUUUUCAUUAAAUAAAAUGGAUCCAAUGUCAUUAUCAAGAACAACAACAUCAUCAUUCAAUUUAUUUGAUUCAUUCAAAUAUGGUGGAAUGGAUUUUAUUUUCUCUGAAGAAACCAUUUCAUUAGCACCUGUUGAUCGUUAUCGGCAAACAUUUCGUGGAUAUUUUAGCUUAUUCAAUCCAUUUGUUGAUAUUGAAAAUUUAUUUGAAAAGCUCAGAAAAUGUAAUGUACCGAAUGCAAAAUUAUGUGUCGUUUCCAAUAAAGAAUGGGAAAAAUGUAAUAAAAUGAAAUCUGCUUUUCGUACGAAUAUGUUACAACCACAAUUAUUGUGUGUUCAAGGAUCGAAUACAGUUGAUUGUAUGCAAAAAAUUCAACAAGGACAAGCCGAUCUAACCGUUUUGGAUGCUGCAGAUAUUUAUAUGGCCGGACAACAAUACAAUAUUGAACCAAUAAUGGCUGAACAAAAUAAUCUAAAUGACAGUUAUUAUGCAGUGGCUAUAGCCAAAAAAGCUGAUCUUGAUACUGAUCUAUUGUAUUUAAAGGGUCGAAAAUCUUGUCAUUCAGGAUAUCGUACAGCUGCCGGUUGGGUUAUACCGAUGGCAUUUUUAUUAUCAAAUUCACGUAUGCGUUCAUAUCGUUGUAAUGCUGUGAAAGCAGCAUCCCAAUUUUUCUCCAAAUCCUGUAUACCCGGUGUAUUAGCACCAGAAUAUCAUCAAUCCAGUAAAUCAUCAGUAUGGCAAUAUAAUAAUCUUUGCAAUCUUUGUCAUGGUAGUUCAUAUCGUUAUUGUCGUCGUGAUUCAUCGGAACCAUUUUUUGGUGAUAAUGGUGCAUUUCAAUGUCUGAUUGAAGGUGGUGGUGAUGUUGCAUUUGCAAAACAUACAGUCAUUUUUGAAAAUACAAAUGGUAUCAAUCCUGAAUAUUGGGCACGUAAUAAAUAUUUGGAUGAUUUUGAGCUAUUAUGUCGUGAUGGAUCAAGAGCCGAAGUACAAGAUUAUAGUGGCUGCAAUCUAGGACAAGUGGCCAACAAUGCAAUCGUAACGAAUAGAUUUAAACCAUUCUAUCAGAAAGAAGCCUAUAUUACAUUAUUUGUUUAUGCACAACAAUUUUAUGGAUCCAAAUAUUCAAAUGAAUUUACAUUCAAAAUGUUUGUAUCGGAACCAAAAUAUAAGAAUCUUAUAUUUCAAGAUUCAACUGUUAAACUCAAAUCGAUAAUGGAUAAUCGUCGUGAUUAUCGCCAAUAUUUGGGACAUGAAUUUAUGACUGCCAUGUCGAUUGUGGAUUGUCAAAGUAAAAAUCAUGCAAUCAUCAUCAUCAUCAAUUCAUCUAUUUAUCAUUUACACUUUUUAUUAUUAUUUAUCAGUAUUGUAUUUUCAUAUGAUCAUUAUCUCAAACUAAUUGAAUUAAUGAUCGAUCAUGCUCAAAUCUGUAAUUAACAAAUUCAAAUUUGCAAUUAUUUAAAAAACUGAAUUUUUCUCUUUUCACUCACUCAUUGUUUCCAUGACAACGGA